Dentiscutata erythropus is the source of this 140-nucleotide messenger RNA. The record is from the annotation of a GenBank genome assembly. Lineage: Eukaryota; Fungi; Glomeromycota; Glomeromycetes; Diversisporales; Gigasporaceae.
AAGUAAGAAAUUAUAUUAUUUAUACUUGGGCACUUUUUGCAAAAGCAGCUAAAGAAGUAUUCUCUUUAACUAUACAACAAUUAACUGGAUAUUUCAAAUUGCAAGCUAUAUUAAAUAAUAAGCUCAAUGCUUUAAUUAAG